Zygosaccharomyces rouxii is the source of this 1737-nucleotide messenger RNA. RefSeq names its product Agp2p (gene AGP2). Gene Ontology annotation, cellular component: membrane. The coding region runs from base 1 to 1737 and encodes 578 amino acids. Lineage: Eukaryota; Fungi; Ascomycota; Saccharomycetes; Saccharomycetales; Saccharomycetaceae. The record is from RefSeq and is a predicted model, not a curated record. Gene Ontology annotation, biological process: amino acid transmembrane transport. Gene Ontology annotation, molecular function: amino acid transmembrane transporter activity. The transcript has a single exon.
AUGGUCAACCCUCAGAAGUCGUUUGAACAAGACCUUGUUCCCAAAAAAUCUUCAUGGGUAGAGACCGUUAAUACAGAAGCAAGUGAGAGUAGUGAAGUUGAAAAUGGAGGUGUCGUAAAUUUUGAAAGGUCUACGAGACAUGUUCAGAGAAAAUUGAAAAAUCGCCACGUCCAGUUAAUUUCCAUUUCAGGUGUCAUUGGUACUGCACUUUUCGUAUCAAUUGGUAAAGCGCUUUAUCAUGGUGGAGCUGCUAAUUUACUUCUUGGAUUCGCUAUUUGGUGUAUACCUAUUAUGUGCAUUACCGUAUGCACCGCUGAAAUGGUCUGUUUUUUACCCGUUAGCUCACCAUUUCUCAGAUUAGCACAUAUGUGUGUUGAUGAUUCCCUGGGGGUUAUGGCAAGUUGGAAUUUUUGGUUUUUGGAAUGUGUACAGAUUCCCUAUGAGAUCGUUUCUGUGAACACGAUUAUUCAUUACUGGAGAGAUGAUUACAAUGCGGCUAUACCGUUGGUGGUACAGCUCGUACUCUACGGAUUUAUUUCUUUAUGUACAGUGCGUUAUUACGGUGAAGCAGAAUUUUGGUUAGCUUCUUUUAAGAUCGUUUUAGCCAUUGGCCUCUAUUUUUUCACAUUUGUCACUAUGCUAGGCGGUAAUCCGCGUCAUGAUCGUUAUGGGUUUCGUUAUUACGGUGAAGCUCCCUUCAAGAAAUACUGGCCUAAUGGACAUGGAUCAAAUGCAUCUGGUCAUUUCCAAGGAUUUUUAGCUUGUGUCAUUCAAGCAGCUUUCACAGUGGCGGGGGGUGAAUACGUUUCUAUGUUGGCAGGUGAAGUAGUUUUACCUCGUAAAGUGAUGCCACGAGCCUUUAAACAAGUCUUCAUAAGAUUGACGGUCCUUUUCCUGGGUAGUUGUCUAUGUGUUGGUAUUUUAUGUUCACCUAAUGAUCCUGAUUUAACAGCGGCAAUUAAUGAAUCACGUCCUGGAGCAGGUUCUUCACCCUACGUGAUCGCCAUGAAGCAUUUACACAUUCAUGUAUUGCCAGAUAUUGUUAAUGCCGCACUGAUUACAGCAGCUUUCUCCUCAGGUAAUGCAUACACCUAUUGUUCAUCACGUACCCUUUACGGUAUGGCACUCGAUGGAUAUGCUCCCAAAAUCUUUGCACGUUGUACACCACAGGGAACUCCCAUCUUUGCCAUGGCAGUAUCGAUGUGUUGGGGAUUCUUAUCGCUUUUACAACUAGGUGAUAAUUCGGCUGUGGUUCUCAACUGGCUCAUCAAUUUAAUCACAACAUCUCAAUUGAUAAAUUUCGUCAUUUUAUGUGUGACUUAUCUCUUCUUCCGAAGGGUCUACAAAGUCAAUGAGCACAAUUUACCCAGAUUACCCUUCAAAUCGUGGUGGCAGCCUUGGCCCGCAUACAUAGGUAUCAUCUGUGCAGGUUCUAUGACCUUCAUUCAAGGCUAUGCGGUGUUCUUCUCUUCCCUUUGGAGUACUAAGCAGUUCCUUUUCUCAUAUCUCAUGCUCUUUAUUGAUAUUGGGUUGUAUCUCGGCUACAAAUUUAUCUGGAGAAGAGGCAAGGACAAACUUAGAAAUCCGACAGAGGUAAAUUUCUUCCCGUUACUCGCAGAAAUCGAUGCCCAUGAGUACCAUCUCAACUAUACCGAAUACAUUGAUGUAGAUAGCCCUAGUGACCGUCCGGAUCAAAACGCAGGCAACGACGGUGAAAGUCUCACAGAAGCUGCCUAG